Molecule: messenger RNA, 1504 nt
Organism: Nicotiana tabacum (common tobacco)
Lineage: Eukaryota; Viridiplantae; Streptophyta; Magnoliopsida; Solanales; Solanaceae
Source: RefSeq, a predicted model, not a curated record
AAAGACCUCUCUUAAUUUGGUCAUCCCCUUCGAAACUUUGCAAUCAUCAUCUUUUAUGCACCUCACUUGGUCCAGAUCCGAGCUGUCCUCUCACUUACCUUAGCGAGUCACAAUAACUUCAGCUUCCCGCCUUUGUUCCCUAGUUCAUCGUACAGACGAGCAACUAUUACAAAAACUAUUACAAAAGAAGAAGAAGAAGAAAAAUAAAGUUUGAGCAAAUGGCAAAAUCUUCACCGGGAAGAGAUGAUGAAAAUGGUAACGAAGAAGGAAGCAGUUGGACCACAAGACCCGUUCCCAAAAAACGGAGAACUUCGGCCGCCACUCUCUGGAGGUGGAGGAGAAGAUGGGAAUACAAUGGUGGAGAAGGAGGGGGCAAGAUAUUAUCGGACUCAAAUGAUCGUGAUAAGUUGGAGGGGGCAAGAGGAAACGCAGAUCCUGAUUUGGAUCAGGACUCAAGAGGAAACAAGUCACUUGCCAUGACGUUAUCUGAUCCAGAUGUGUUGGAUUGCCCCAUUUGCGUCGAAAUUCUCAGCGUUCCUGUCUUUCAGUGUGAGAAUGGGCACAUAGCAUGUGCUUCUUGUUGCUUCAAGAUUGCUAAUAAGUGUCCAUCAUGUUGUUGUCCAAUUGGAUAUAUCCGUUGUCGAGUUAUUGAAAAGGUUCUAGACUCUGUGAAAGUCUCAUGCGUGAACAAGAGGUUUGGUUGCAAGGAGAUUCGGAGUUAUGGUAACAAAACUGCCCAUGAAAAUGCAUGCAUCUAUGCGCCUUGUUCAUGUCCUUACGAUGGCUGUGACUUUGUGGAUCCUUCUACAAAGUUAUAUGCACAUUUUCGUGACAAACAUGGUUCUUUGGCAGAGCACAUCUUUUUCAACACUGUCCAUCCCAUUUAUAUUGAAAAAAAUCAAACUUACCAAAUUAUUCAAGAAAAGACAGAAGGAAUUAUUUUUAUCAUUAAUCAUUCUACUCAAGACCAUCCUGGUAGUGCUGUCAACAUUAUCUGUGUUGGACCAGCUUUGCAGACUAGAAGGUUCCGUUACGAGCUUGUAGCAACAGAUGGGGAGAGCACUUUUAAACUAGGAUCCAUUGCAGAGAACGUCCCAAAAUGGCCAGAAAAUUUUCCUUUGAAAAAAUAUCUUCUGCUCCCAAGAGAUUUGGUUGAUUCCACUCUCUCUUUCGAAGAAAGAGAAGUCGCUCAGUUGAAGUUGGAGGUCUUCAUAGAGCGUGAAUACAUCUUCUGAGUUGGUCUGUUGAUGCAAGUUAUGUUGUCGAUGCUGCUAUUUGGAGAUCUGCAUUAGCAGAUUGUCUAGCAAAUGCGAGCAUAUGGCUCAACUUUUUGGAUGCUAUCUAUCAUGAAUCUCCUCACCCUUUUGUGAUGAAGCAAUAUGUAAUAGACAAGAAGGGGAUGAAGUAUAGUAUUGUAGAGUAAUCCCAAACUUGUUGAUGUAUGAAUAACCAUUAUAUAAUAUCUCUUUUUGUGCAGAAAAAAAAAUCUGCAUUCGUGCUAUUA